Molecule: messenger RNA, 228 nt
Organism: Rhizophagus irregularis DAOM 181602=DAOM 197198
Lineage: Eukaryota; Fungi; Glomeromycota; Glomeromycetes; Glomerales; Glomeraceae
Source: RefSeq, a predicted model, not a curated record
UCAUGCAUUAAUUAUUCGAAUGAGAAAGAGUUUUUCUUUUUCUAUGCCCGAUUUUUUUUGGCGUAUACUGUACUAGGCUUUAGCUCUGCGUUGUGUAUCAAUUCCUUUCCAGAAAAAAUUUUUAAUUAUAAUAAAACUGUACUUAUCGAAGGUGAUAUUUUGUACGAAUUAGCACCAAUUAAAUCGGUUUUCUUUAUUUUAAUUUUUUUUUUUUUAAAGUUAAAAUGA